Molecule: messenger RNA, 1701 nt
Organism: Girardinichthys multiradiatus
Lineage: Eukaryota; Metazoa; Chordata; Actinopteri; Cyprinodontiformes; Goodeidae
Exons: 4
Coding region: 259-894 (211 amino acids)
Biological process (GO): spermatogenesis
Source: RefSeq, a predicted model, not a curated record
UGCGGCUAACCUGGUUGUCUUGAAGAAACAGAAAAAAAUUGAAUAAAGAAGGAGAAUGAAAAUACUCCAACCUCAGUUCUGAACAGGUUUUCUGUGUUUACUGUUUGCUGAAAGUUUUUUACAUGGAAUCAGGUCUGCUGAGGCCCAACUGAGACAUCCUGAAGCUGAAAGUGGAGACUUGGUGGAGGGUGGGCGACUGGAGAAGCAGAGGUCUUCGCAGGUCUUUUCUCUGAGAGUUGAGCAUCAGUUUGUGCAAACAUGAAUCCCACGUGGAAGAUUUAUAAAAGCAAAGUGAUGAAGACUCUGAAUCCUGAGUACGAGGAGGACACUGCAGAGGAGCAGGUAAUAGAGGAGGAACAUGAUAUGAGUCCAAUACAGGAGGAUGAAGGGCCCAACGCCGUCUCCCAGCUGGCCAAAAAGAUGCAGGGGGCUGGGACUAAAAGCUGGAACAGAUUUUCUUCUCUCUUCAACAAAGAAGAUGAGCACCAGCUUCUGGAGGAGACCGAGAGCCCGCCGGUCGCUGACCACCCUCUCGCAGUUAAACCUGAAGAACCUCCUCAACCAGCCAGGCGCACAGCAUUCUGGGAUAGCUUUGCAACCAACUGGGCUGCAAAGAAGCAGGCCGAAGCAGCAGCGGGUGCUGCAGCUUCAAACGAGGGUGCAGCAGAACCAGGCGAGCAAGAGGCAACACAGGCCGGAGGGGAGGAGCAGCAAGAUGGCCAGGCUACCACAGGAGAGGAGACUGAGGCAGGAAGCAGCAGCAACAGCAACAACAGUUUCUCUAAAUACGUCUCACUGGGAGGAAGCAGCGAGGACACCUCCUUUAAGUGGAACUUUGUUACCAGCAAGCUGGCAGAGCUGAAGACCAAGGGCAUGGUGAAUAAGACCAACUGAAAACUACAAAUAUGUCUCCUAACAUUCUCACAAAAUGUUACAGCAAAUCUCUUAUUUUAUUUAACUUUAUUUCACUAUAAUCUCAUUUGAUUGUUUUCACGUUUUAAAGGCACAAAUGCAUUAUAUAUUUUUUUUAACCAAUGAACCAUGAAACAUAGGAUGUGACAUGUAUAAAAAUUGGUCCUGGACUAAAUAUUAAACUGUGGAUUACUUCUGCAUUAAUACCAUUUAGAAUAAAUGUUUAGUGUCUACUUAGUUAAUCCUGUAACAAAUGAAUUUGGGGUAGCCUGGAGUGAUGUGAGGUAAAGAGUUUACUGCGGUUAUUAAUAACACCUUAAAACUUUGCAUAGUGGUUUGUGUGGUCAUAUUUUCCACCACAGCACUUCUUCAACCAUGAGAAAAGGGCAUUCUUACCUUUCAACAAAUGCAACUUAAACUGUAGUGUAGUAAAAACCGGAUUAAAAGAUUAAAGGCAGUGAUAUCUGGAUUAGCCAAGGAUUAGAUCACUUAACCUGUUCAGAGAGUAGGAUUACAACUAAAAGGUCUUUAAAUCUGGCAAAACCAUUGUAUUUCCUGCAAGUCUUUACAAUGAUAUUCUUCUUCUGUGGUGAAAUGUGUGUUUGGUAAUGAUAUAUUCUGCAAUCAUAAUUUAAAAUUUCUCCCCUUUGACUGAGACUGAAAUGUGCAAUGUGUGAAUUUUAUUUUUAUGAUGCAGGAAAAAAGUGGAUAUUGUUCUUUUUUUCUGUUUCUUGUUGGUUUUGACUGUUUCUGUUCUGGUAUGACAAAAUAAAGACUCUUUCCCUGAAA